Eleginops maclovinus (Patagonian blennie) is the source of this 1436-nucleotide messenger RNA. RefSeq names its product putative nuclease HARBI1. The record is from RefSeq and is a predicted model, not a curated record. The transcript has 2 exons. NCBI's taxonomy places the organism in Eukaryota, Metazoa, Chordata, Actinopteri, Perciformes, Eleginopidae. Bases 126 to 1229 code for a protein of 367 amino acids.
UCUGCCUUAACAUGAAAGAAGAAGAACCAGCUUCCAUGAUACUUGUACCGUACUGUUUCCUUUUUGUCAGCUGCCCUUUUCUCCAGAGUUUCAUGUGUAUUUAAAAGCAGUACAGUAGUAAUCAAAUGGCCUUUGCUCUGCCAUUGUGGCUCGCGGUCCAGAAGGAGCUCCUCGAGCAGGACCAAUCGGAUCCGACCUGUUUCGACCAGUUCGACGACGGAGCUUUGUUCCUGGUGUUUCACCUCACCAGACCGUGUAUCGCUUUCAUCACAGACGCUUUGCGAAUCGGCUUAAAGAAAAACGUCUCGGAUAAACCAGAGCUGCCCGCGGACGUGAUGGCCAUGGUGGCUCUUAACUAUUACGCGCACGGAGUUUCCUCCCCCCACCUUCUGCACAGGGUCGGACAGAGCCAGACGGAUUGGCCCAACAUCAUCUCCACAGUCUCCGAAGUAUUGGCCGGGAUGUGCGAUGCGUUCAUCUCCUUCCCUCUGUUCCACAAUGCCAGAAUUAGUGUCGCCUCAAGGAUUGAGAAAUUCUGCGGGAUCCCAAACGCGCUGGGCGUCCUGGCUCCAGCGCACUUUAGGAUCCGAGCCUCUCCAUAUGAGAAGGACACUUUCAGGUCCUUCCUCAACACGUUGGGUUACACAUCGGUGGUGAGCCAGCUCAUAUGUGACAGCGACGGCAACAUACUGAGUGUGGAGAAGUGUUGUGUUGGCAGCACGUAUGAGGAGGACAUGUGGGACUCGUCAAUCAAAGGGAAGGAGAUCGAGGAUGGCUUGCAUGGCCAGUUUUGGGUUAUUGGUGGGAAAGGAUACAACAUAAGCGAACAUGUGCUGACUCCUGUGUCAGAACCUGCAAAUGACAAAGAGAUCCACUUUAACAAGGCCCACACAAAGAUCCAAAAGGUCAUGCGGAAAACGCUCGGCUCCAUGAAGAGGCGUUUCAGGUGUCUGAUGCAACUUGGUUUUGCACACGAAGGCACUUUGCACAAAAAGGGAAACAUUAUCAAGGCAUGCUGUGUCCUUCACAACCUCGCUAAGAAGUUCUCCGUCCCUCCCCCGCCUGUAGCUGGUAAAAUUGAGCCUCUGCAUCCAAGCAGGUGGCGUACAAUGCCAGUCGAGGUCAACCCCGAGGCCUUAAAAGCCAGGCAGGAAAUCAUAGAUGAUACCUUCUCUAGCAUCUUCAGUAGCCAGGACACAUCGAAUAAAGACACAGAGGAGGAUGCAUGAGCGGGUGUGUUGUCAUCAACAUACAUAGAGGACAAACACUGGACCCAAAACCCAGCUUUUAAUGCAAACUGUUUAUAGUUGGUUACUGUUUGACACUAACAGAAAAUGUGAUAUUUGUUAAUAAAAAACAUUUUAUUUCUUCUACAAUAGAAAGUCAUUCUUUUCCACCAACUUUUCAGUUUCUAAAUAAAUGCGAUGCGAAAACAU